Carlito syrichta (Philippine tarsier) is the source of this 1682-nucleotide messenger RNA. It is a transcript of the gene BACE2, whose product is annotated as beta-site APP-cleaving enzyme 2. The coding region runs from base 1 to 1443 and encodes 480 amino acids. Gene Ontology annotation, cellular component: endosome; trans-Golgi network; membrane. The record is from RefSeq and is a predicted model, not a curated record. Gene Ontology annotation, biological process: amyloid-beta metabolic process; membrane protein ectodomain proteolysis. Gene Ontology annotation, molecular function: aspartic-type endopeptidase activity. NCBI's taxonomy places the organism in Eukaryota, Metazoa, Chordata, Mammalia, Primates, Tarsiidae. The transcript has 9 exons.
AUGAGAUGUCUGUGGAAAAAGUUCCCCAGUCACUGGGGCUAUUGUGUGGAGGAUAAUAGUCUUGUUACUGCUUUGGCCUCGCCUACUCAUGAGUGGUCAGCGUGGACGGGCAAUGCCAGCCUGGCCUGCCAUGCAUGGAACGAGCCUGGGCCACCAGAGCACACGGGCAUUUUCACCCACACCCUGCUGGACUGUUGGUUACAGAUUCUCGUUGACACUGGAAGCAGUAACUUCGCCGUGGCAGGGGCUCCACAUUCCUACAUAGACUCGUAUUUUGACACAGAGAGGUCUAGCACAUACCGCUCCAAGGGCUUUGAUGUCACUGUAAAGUACACACAAGGAAGCUGGACGGGCUUCGUUGGGGAGGACUUCGUUACCAUCCCAAAAGGCUUCAAUAAUUCUUUUCUUGUCAACAUUGCCACCAUUUUUGAGUCAGAGAAUUUCUUUUUGCCUGGGAUUAAGUGGAAUGGAAUCCUUGGUCUUGCUUAUGCCACCCUGGCCAAGCCAUCAAGUUCUCUGGAGACUUUCUUUGACUCCCUGGUGACACAAGCCAACAUCCCCAACGUUUUCUCCAUGCAGAUGUGUGGGGCCGGGUUGCCAGUAGCUGGAUCUGGGACCAACGGAGGUAGUCUUGUCCUGGGUGGAAUUGAACCAAGUUUGUAUAAAGGAACCAUCUGGUAUACUCCUAUUAAGGAGGAGUGGUAUUAUCAGAUAGAAAUUCUGAAAUUGGAAAUCGGGGGCCAAAACCUUAAUCUGGACUGCAGAGAGUACAACGCAGACAAAGCCAUCGUGGACAGUGGCACCACGCUGCUGCGCCUACCCCAGAAGGUGUUCAACGCGGUGGUGGAGGCCGUGGCCCGCACAUCUCUGAUUCCAGAAUUCUCUGAUGGUUUCUGGACUGGUUCCCAGCUGGCAUGCUGGACGAAUUCUGAGACACCUUGGUCUUACUUCCCUAAAAUCUCCAUCUACCUGAGAGAUGAGAACUCCAGCAGAUCAUUCCGUAUAACUAUCCUGCCUCAGCUUUACAUUCAACCCAUGAUGGGGGCUGGCCUGAAUUAUGAAUGUUACCGAUUUGGCAUCUCCCCUUCUACGAACGCCCUAGUGAUCGGUGCCACUGUGAUGGAGGGCUUCUACGUUGUCUUUGACAGAGCCCGGAAGAGGGUGGGCUUUGCAGCGAGUCCCUGUGCAGAAAUUGCAGGUGCUCCAGUGUCUGAAAUUUCGGGUCCUUUCUCAACAGAUGACAUAGCCAGCAACUGUGUCCCCACGCAUGCUUUGCAGGAACCCAUUUUGUGGAUCGUCUCCUAUACUCUCUUGAGCGUGUGUGGAGUCAUCCUUCUUAUCUUAAUCAUCCUGCUGCUGCUUCCAUUCCGGUGUCGGCAUCACCCCCGUGAUCCCGAGGUCGUCAACGAUGAGUCCUCACUGGUCAGACAUCGCUGGAAGUGAAGAGCAAAAUCUGACCUCGGGCAGCCUUGAACUCUUAGCUAUUAAGAAAAUUAUAUUUCAAGAGCAGCAGGCGUGGGAUGUAAGGCAAAGCUUCUUCCUGUGUCCAUUAGUCUUAAAUCUCUGCCCUGCUCCCAGAUGCCUUCCAGAUGCACUGUAUGUUGAUUCUUGAUUUUAAAGCUUCCAAUUCUUCCUUACUUUCAAGAGAAAUGAUAAUAAAAAAAAAAACACCUCAUUCUCAA